UGGUGACUGAGCAGUGGUGUGUGACAGUCAGAGAUGGCGGUCCUGGGGUCCCUCGUCCAAGCCUGUGCCGCGGCCUUCCUGAUGCAGAUGGUGGCUGCUCAGGUCUAUGAUACCAGCCUAAAUCUCAACGGGCGGCACAGGGGUCCUCUUGCGUUCGAGGGUUCCCAGGGCCCUGUGUCCAGUGUAUCAGAGGCCCUGCCAAACAGCACCAAUACACAGCUGUACAUCAAAGGCUUCAUAGCUCUGGGCUUCUCAACCAUUGGCUUUGGAUGCUCACUUGUUCCCAUCAAACGUACAGAGACAGGAAAUGGCUUGUUCUUCCAGUGGGUUUUCUGCUCAACCAUGUGGCUUGAGUCUCUCCCUGUGCACUUUCUCCAGGGAAGCUCAGAAACAUGGCUCCUCAGCGUAGUGGCAGGAUGUCUGUAUGGCAUAGGCAACCUCACCAAUGUACCAAUCAUAAACACGAUUGGCCUAGGACUUGGAUUUCUGAUCUGGUCAACAUUUUGUCUCCUGAUGGGCUGGGCCAGUGGCAGAUUCGGUUGGUUUGGACUUGAUCCACAGGAUGUAGCAAGUCCUGUGUUGAAUUACAUUGGAACAGGUCUGGCAACAGUCAGUGUGGUGAUUGUGUUCUUUAUGAAAACGGAGACGAUAGCCAAGGACAAGGAUGAGGAAGCAGAUGAUGUAGAGCCCCUCUUUGAGAAUGAGACUGACAAGGGUCAUGACAGCAAAAUCUUCACUUUAUUAUUGUUGAUUUUCUUCAAUUAG
This is a messenger RNA of Sardina pilchardus (European sardine), 765 nucleotides long. RefSeq names its product transmembrane protein 144-like. Gene Ontology annotation, biological process: carbohydrate transmembrane transport. The coding region runs from base 34 to 765 and encodes 243 amino acids. The transcript has 7 exons. Lineage: Eukaryota; Metazoa; Chordata; Actinopteri; Clupeiformes; Clupeidae. The record is from RefSeq and is a predicted model, not a curated record. Gene Ontology annotation, cellular component: membrane. Gene Ontology annotation, molecular function: carbohydrate transmembrane transporter activity.